This is a messenger RNA of Cimex lectularius (bed bug), 1714 nucleotides long. RefSeq names its product probable tubulin polyglutamylase TTLL9. Gene Ontology annotation, biological process: microtubule cytoskeleton organization; protein polyglutamylation. Gene Ontology annotation, cellular component: cilium. The record is from RefSeq and is a predicted model, not a curated record. The transcript is spliced from 12 exons. Gene Ontology annotation, molecular function: tubulin binding; tubulin-glutamic acid ligase activity. NCBI's taxonomy places the organism in Eukaryota, Metazoa, Arthropoda, Insecta, Hemiptera, Cimicidae. Bases 117 to 1676 code for a protein of 519 amino acids.
UAUAAAAAGAUCCCGUGAUAUAGUCACCAUUUGCAUUUUGUGUCGUGUGAUUCGUUUUUUUGUAUCUGGACUUCCAAAUCCCGGUUUGUAAUUUUAUAACUAUUUAUUUAUAAUUAAUGUCGUCGGUGACCACACCGCCUCAGCAGGAUGUUUCGAUCAACAGCGAGCCUUCACGGACCGAGCCGAAAAACGAACCCGUACAGGUUCCUGAGGUGACUGACGAACUUCCCCCGGACAUCGUCCUACCGAGGGGCAACUCGGAGCCCGUUCCCAAAUACCACGGCACGUCAAGAAUUUUCCCCUUGUCCCAUUUGAAGCACUCCAAGAAGAAGCUUCGCUACAGGCUCGAGGUAAAUUACAAGACGAUAAACCAUGUGUUGUACGACAGAGGAUGGUCUCAGGUCCAUGGUGAAAGCGACGCCUGGGACUUCUUUUGGUGUGACUUGAGCCACCUGGGUGCGGUACUCGAAAAAAGGCUUCAGGGGUCGCAGAUGGUGCCACACUUUCGCAACCACUAUGAGAUAUCGAGGAAGAACCAUUUGGCAAGAAAUAUGGCACGUUAUAAAAAAACGCUUCAAAGAGAAGGACGGCCAGAGGAAGCAAAAUUCUGCGACUGCAUCCCUUUGACUUUCGAACUCCCAGGUGAAUAUGCUAUUCUGAUGUCUUACUGCAGGGUCAAUCCUGGUAAGAACUUCAUAGUCAAACCGGCCAUCGGUUGCAAAGGCAAGGGGAUUUUCCUUUUCAGGAAAAUAAGGGAGUUGAAUGAAUGGCGAGCUACUAGAGAUUGGUCUCGCAAUACAACCGUUAUUGAAACAAAUGACAAGACUGACCAGCCAAAGAUGGAAGAGAAAGAGACUCCUCCAGAAAUGUGGUUGGUCCAGACGUACGUUGAUGACCCGUAUCUCAUUGCCGGGCGCAAGUUUGACAUUAGGGUUUACGUCCUCGUCCUCUCGUACCUCCCUUUGAAAGUGUGGGUUGCCAGGGAUGGCUUCGCUAGGAUAUGCGGAGCUCCUUACGAUCUCAACAACCUCAAAGACACCCUAGCGCAUCUCACCAACACUUCUAUCCAAUUGGCCAGGGACAAUAAAAAUCCGGGAUGCAAAUGGAGCAUGAAAAGACUGAGGGAGUUCCUAUGUGCCAAACACGGGACUCCAGCUUUUGAACUGCUGAUGGAACAGAUCGGACAGAUUAUCAUCACAAGUCUUAAGAGUGUUCAAAAGGCGAUGAUGCAUAAUAAGCACUGCUUUGAGCUUUACGGUUAUGACAUAUUGCUUUCAGAAUCUUUAAGACCCUGGUUGAUAGAAGUCAACGCAUCACCUUCACUCGAAGCGACUGACGCCGAUGACUACAAGCUCAAAUACAACCUGCUUUCCGAUGUAUUCAACGUUCUCGAUCUCGAAGGAAUUUUGGUCGGGACUGAGUUGAGAGUCGGAGGAUUCGACCUUCUCUGGGAUGAUGGGCCUGUCCACAAGCCUUGCCCAAGCCCAGAUGAAUGUGGGCCAGUUUGUAAAAAACCACUACUCAACAUCCACCUCGGAGGACUUAACGAUCGAGUCAGGCAUCUCCAGGAUCUUCAGGAUUGGAAACACCUCAUGAUCGACAAUGCUGUCAAAAUCAAGCCGGAAGAUGAGAAAAGUACUAAAAAAGAAACUUCUAACCAUUUGAUAGGCUUUUGAACUUCCAAAAAAUACAAUUUAUCAUUGAAAUUAUUUAA